Molecule: messenger RNA, 1302 nt
Organism: Geosmithia morbida
Lineage: Eukaryota; Fungi; Ascomycota; Sordariomycetes; Hypocreales; Bionectriaceae
Product: ATP-dependent RNA helicase UAP56/SUB2
Exons: 5
Coding region: 1-1302 (433 amino acids)
Biological process (GO): mRNA splicing, via spliceosome; mRNA export from nucleus
Molecular function (GO): ATP binding; RNA helicase activity; RNA binding
Source: RefSeq, a predicted model, not a curated record
AUGUCUCACGAAGAGGAUCUCAUCGACUACUCCGACGAGGAGUUCGGCGGCAACGACACGGCCGCCGCCUCCAACGGCAAGAAGGCUGAGGCCGCCGCCGCUACAAACGUCGACAAGAAGGGCAGCUACGUCGGUAUUCACUCGACUGGUUUCCGUGACUUCCUCCUCAAGCCCGAGUUGAUCCGUGCCAUUGGCGACUGCGGUUUCGAGCAUCCUUCGGAGGUUCAACAAACCUGCAUUCCCCAGGCUCUUCUUGGUGGUGAUAUCAUCUGCCAGGCCAAGUCUGGCCUGGGUAAGACUGCCGUUUUCGUCCUGGCCACCCUUCAACAGAUUGAGCCAGUCAACGGCGACGUCUCGGUGGUUGUCAUGUGCCACACCCGUGAGCUGGCCUACCAGAUUCGCGACGAGUACAACCGCUUCAGCAAGUACAUGCCCGACAUCAAGACUGGCGUCUUCUACGGUGGUACCCCCAUCAAGACGGACAUUGAGACCCUCAAGAACAAGGAGACGUGCCCCCACAUCAUCGUCGGUACCCCCGGCCGUCUCAAGGCUCUCGUACGCGACAAGGCCCUCCGCCUCGGCAGCGUCCGCAUCUUUGUCCUCGACGAGUGCGACAAGAUGCUCGACCAGCCUGACAUGCGCACCGACGUCCAGGACGUUUUCCGUGCCACUCCUCCUCAGAAGCAGGUGAUGAUGUUCUCCGCCACCCUGGCCGAGCACAUCAAGCCCAUCUGCCGGAAGUUCAUGCAGAACCCCACGGAGCACUACGUCGACGAGGACACCAAGCUCACCCUCCACGGUCUCCAGCAGUACUACAUCAAGCUGGAGGAGAGGGAGAAGAACCGCAAGCUCAACGAGCUCCUAGAUGACCUCCAGUUCAACCAGGUCAUCAUCUUUGUCAGGAGCACCGUCCGCGCCACGGAGCUGGACAAGCUUCUGAGGGAGUGCAACUUUCCCUCUAUUGCUGUCCACUCCGGUGUCAGCCAAGAGGAGCGUAUCCGCCGCUACAAGGAGUUCAAGGAGUUCAAGAAGAGAAUCUGUGUUGCCACCGACGUCUUUGGCCGUGGUAUCGACAUAGAGCGCAUCAACCUGGCCAUCAACUACGACCUGUCGAGCGACGCCAGCUCUUACCUCCACCGUGUCGGCCGUGCGGGUCGUUUCGGCACCAAGGGUCUUGCCAUCUCGUUUGUGAGCAGCGAUCAGGACCAGGAGAUUCUCAAGGAGAUUGAGAAGCGCUUCGAGGUUGCUCUUCCCGAGUUCCCCAAGGAGGGUGUCGACGCCAGCACCUACAUGGCCUCUUAG